GUCUUCCUUUCCCAGAUACGAAGAAAAGCUUCCUUCUUUUCAUUCUCUCGUUCUCUCUUCCUAUUGCAGAGAUAAGAAAAGUUGGAUCCUUCUUCUCUACUUCUCUCUUCCUUUCCUAGAGUCAAACUCCGCCCAAAUAAAAGAUACAAACCGAAGGUAACCUAAUCUCCCUCUUCUUUACUCAAUCUGAUUUCUCCCUACAUCUCUUUUCUGGGUCGAUUGUACGAUGGGAUUUAUGGGAAUGAAACGACGCCAGUGGCUUUUGCUGAGGUAAGACGAACUUAAUAAAACCUAAUGCAUGCUCGAUUUUGAUUCAUUUAUUGUUGGUUCUUAGGGUGUUAAUCUACUUUUUCUAUUUUUCUUGAUUUGUCUAAGGGGCAUUGACCGUGGAAGGAAGCACGCUGACUUUAAGGAGUUUUGACAAAGAAGGAGUGAUUAAUGACUGAGAAAUCAACUAGAAGUUGCUAGAUUAUGUCAAGACGAGCCCAAAAAAUUAGCCCAUUAUGAAGCAAGAAAGAGCGGCGACCCAAGCUAGGGGUCGGUCAAACCGUCACUAUCUAAGUUGCAGGCCAAAUCAUCAAGAAUUAAAGUCCAUGGAUCAAGUAACCCAAACCAGGAAGAAUCAGAGCGGCGAGUCCAACCGACGUACCGCCGCCGCCCUCCCUUUGGCUUGUUGACAAAGUUUCUAAGUCUACUAGUUUUGGGAGACUCUUUCAUAGUCUGUUUAGGUUGUUUUAGGCCGAAUUCUCCCCCAUAAAUAAAGUGCAUGACUCCAAUUGUAAGAGUAAGCCUACAUAAUCACACAAAUCUCUAUAACACUCUACAUGAGUGCGUAGUCUAGAAGAAGUAGAGGGGUCUGCAGCUGAAGAGAUGUUGCCAUCAUCAAUGGUGAUACCUUCCUUCUCUUCUAUGUAGCUAGUCAAAAUUGGUUGUAUUGGAAUUUGACCUUGUUUAUUGUUUUGUGGACGAAUGUUAUGAUUUCAUCUCAGGCUUGUGUUUGUCUAUGAAUUUUGAUGCCUAUGAUGAUCAUUGAUUGCUUUAUUGUUUUCGAUGCUUAUGAUGGUCAUUGGUGUUUCUAUAGCAUGAAUGCUCUUAAUAUCAUUGAUACUAAUGAUUCUAUUGUAUGCUACUAUAUGCAUUGUGCUUAGUAUUGCCUAGAUUGUCAAGAAAUUACCUUCUAGUGAUACCCCAUUGAUGCUACACGAGCAUGAGAGGAUUGAUCACCCAUCAAUGCUUCGAUUAGUAUAAAUGCAUGAUUGUUAGAUCAUCAAUGCUAUAGACUAUAAUUAUGCUUCAUAGAAGCCCACAAUUAAAUAUAUACUAUCCUAACUUCCUUAUUCUUCAUUAAUUAGGUAAUGACGUGAAUCGAGAGCACGCAUUAGCUAGUCAAAUCUCUAUCGUAAGAGGCGCAUGCACGAGUAGAGAGUGAAAUGGAAAUAGGUUCCAUGGCGGUUGAGUUUGCUGCUGUGACAGCGGCCAGUCAUUUUGGCCCCAACCACACAACUCGGGGAAGCCAGAAAAUGGAAGAAGAGCUAGGUCUCACCGUGGAGAAGGAGACGACGCAUGAAAAGGGGAUUCUAGUGGAGAAGGUUGGUUUUGAUUUACGGCUUGAGUCUGGUUUGGUUAUGGGUUGAGUUGGUUUUGGUGAUGGAGAAAAACUUCUAUGGGGCGAGUGCACCAACAAGGAUUGCUUAUGUGGUGCCCAAAGCCAAUUAAAACAUGGCAUGUCGUCAUUUUAAGUUAUCGAAAGAUGAUUUUUUGUGUAAUUAAAUAAUCAAAAUAGAAAGUAAGACGCGUG
Linum trigynum is the source of this 1798-nucleotide messenger RNA. The record is from the annotation of a GenBank genome assembly. NCBI's taxonomy places the organism in Eukaryota, Viridiplantae, Streptophyta, Magnoliopsida, Malpighiales, Linaceae.